Messenger RNA from Periophthalmus magnuspinnatus, 4920 nucleotides. Its product is annotated as adenylate cyclase type 6-like. The record is from RefSeq and is a predicted model, not a curated record. The transcript is spliced from 24 exons. Gene Ontology annotation, cellular component: plasma membrane. Gene Ontology annotation, molecular function: adenylate cyclase activity. The coding region runs from base 408 to 4007 and encodes 1199 amino acids. Gene Ontology annotation, biological process: adenylate cyclase-activating G protein-coupled receptor signaling pathway; cAMP biosynthetic process; intracellular signal transduction. NCBI's taxonomy places the organism in Eukaryota, Metazoa, Chordata, Actinopteri, Gobiiformes, Gobiidae.
GGUGCUUGGAGCCGAGAGGGUCAGGGGGAGGAGAGGCUUGGGAGUGGAGCGAGAAGACGACAGGAGGAGACCCACGGGGUGACCACUGUGCAUGGACCAUCCCCGGACAGGCUGCACGCUCCUCUGCCCGGACACUUUACAUCAAACCGCACUGUCCACUGCGCUCCCUUCGGCCAAUCGGAAAAACAACAUGAUCACGGACGCAGCAGAGGUCUUGGAUUCAGACCUGGCAGGAGACAGGGCUGGUCCCCUUCGGCCCCUCGUGUGAGCACUGUGGACAUCUGGAGCUGUCCCCGCCCCCUUCUCCACGCUGCUGUCCCGCAGUGUUGGCCUCACAAUCCUCCAGUCUAUAAACUCUACCCACUGGGAUAAAUGAGUGAGCCGAGCGGAAGAACCAGGUCUGGGACAUGUACCAGAACCAAAACAGAAUGUCCUGGUUCAGUGGAUUCCUAGUUGCCAGAGUUGAUGAUCGGAAAACAGCGUGGGGGGAGCGCAAUGGCAAGAAGUCCAAACGGAAGGGAGGCUCGUCUCUCUGCAACCCGCGUUACAUGAGCUGUCUGCGGGACCCCGAUGCCAUGGAGCCCCCUUCUACUGCCCCCCUCCACCAGCCCCACCACCGGGGAGGGGGGGCAGGUGCCAUGGGAGGGGGCAACUUCGGCGUCCGCUGCGGCUGGCAAGAGGACCACUACGGCAAAAGAUCCGGCGAAGGCGUGGGCUUGAAAUCGGUGGACUUGGGAUUCGAAGAUGGCGAUUUAAAAGGGAGAAAGAGCGGCGAAACAAGCGAUGAUGGAGCGAAUGGAGGAGGUAUAGUUACAGCCGCAGACUGCUGGUUACGAGUGGUCCGCGUUUUUCAAUCCAAAAAGUUCCAAUCUCGGAAAUUAGAACGACUUUACCAGCGCUACUUCUUCAGACUCAACCAGAGCUCCUUGACAAUGCUUAUGGGUGUUUUGGUGAUCGUGUGCGGAAUCAUGCUAACCUUCCACUGUGUUCACGCCCCUCCCCACGUGGCCUAUUCGUCGGCGUUGUCCGUGGCGAUGGCGCUUUUUUUGGCGCUAAUGAUCGUGUGUAACCGCAACGGAUUUCACCAGGACUACAUGUGGAUGGUCAGUUAUUUGGUUAUAGGCGUUUUGGUGCUAGUGCAGGUUUUUGGCGUCCUCAUGGUGGCGCCAAGGAGUGCAUCGGAGGGUAUUUGGUGGUCGGUGUUUUUUAUCUAUAUCAUCUACACUCUGCUGCCCGUGCGGAUGAGAGCGGCGGUCCUCAGCGGAGCAGUGCUCUCGGUCAUUCACGUGGUCAGCACCUGGCACAUCAACCAGGAAGACAAGUUCCUCUGGAAACAGGUGAGCGCUAACGUCCUGAUCUUCCUGUGCACAAACAUCAUUGGGAUCUGCACUCACUACCCGGCCGAGGUGUCCCAGAGACAGGCCUUUCAGGAGACCAGAGGCUACAUCCAGGCACGACUACAUCUGCAGAGAGAGAACCAACAACAGGAACGGCUGCUGCUCUCCGUGUUGCCUAGGCACGUUGCCAUGGAGAUGAAGGCUGACAUCAAUGCCAAGAAGGAAGACAUGAUGUUCCAUAAGAUCUAUAUCCAGAAGCAUGACAACGUCAGUAUCCUGUUUGCAGACAUAGAGGGCUUCACCAGUCUGGCCUCUCAGUGCACGGCUCAGGAGCUCGUAAUGACACUAAAUGAACUCUUCGCCAGAUUCGACAAACUGGCAUCUGAGAACCACUGUCUGCGUAUUAAAAUCUUGGGGGAUUGUUAUUACUGUGUGUCUGGUUUACCUGAGCCACGGGCGGACCACGCUCACUGCUGUGUGGAGAUGGGCGUCGACAUGAUAGAGGCCAUCUCGCUUGUCCGUGAGGUCACGGGGGUAAACGUGAACAUGCGUGUGGGCAUUCACAGCGGCCGGGUGCACUGUGGGGUCCUGGGGCUCAGGAAGUGGCAGUUUGACGUGUGGUCUAAUGACGUAACUCUGGCCAACCACAUGGAGGCAGGAGGCAAAGCUGGGCGCAUCCACAUCACCAAAGCCACACUACAGUAUCUGAACGGGGACUACGAGGUGGAGCCGGGCUUCGGAGGAGAGAGAAACGCCUACCUGAAAGAAAACAGCAUCGAGACAUUUCUGGUGCUCGGCUGCAGUCAGAAACGGAAGGAGGAGAAGGCGAUGAUGGCAAAGAUGCAGCGGACGAGAGCCAACUCCAACGAGGGUCUGAUGCCGCGCUGGGUCCCAGACCGGACUUUCUCCAGGACCAAAGACUCCAAAGUCUUCAGACAAAUGGGGAUAGACGAGACCUCCAGUAAAGACAACCGAGGAGUUCAGGAGGCAAUGAACCCAGAGGACGAGGUAGACGAGUUUUUGGGACGAGCCAUCGACGCUCGCAGCAUCGACCAGCUCCGAAAAGACCAUGUCAAGAAGUUCCUCCUCACCUUCCAGACCUCCUCUCUGGAGAAAAAGUAUUCCAAAAAAGUGGACGAUCGUUUUGGUGGAUACGUUGCCUGUACUCUACUAGUGUUCUGCUUUAUAUCAUUCAUACAAAUAGUCAUAUUCCCACACACCCCGGUCAUGUUGGGAAUCUAUAUCAGUAUCUUCAUCAUCCUCGCCAACAUCCUCUUCAUCUGUGCCAUAUAUUCCUGCAUUAAGCUAUUUCCGUCCCCGAUGCAGACGGUUUCUAAAAAGAUUGUCCAGUCUCGCACUAACAGCACCCUGGUGGGAGUCUUCAGCAUCCUCCUCGUUUUCAUAUCUGCCUUUGUCAAUAUGUUUGCCUGUGACACUAGAAGCUUGACGGAGUGCGUGGCCGAGAGCCUAAACUUCUCGUCGUUUAUGGUAACACCUUGUUUGAUCCGCAGCCUGAAUGUGUCUGCAGAGGGUGGGCUGGAGGUCUGCCCCAAUCAAGGCCCCUCCUGCCCCUUUCCUGAGUAUUUCAGUUACAGUGUGCUGCUGACGCUGCUGGCCUGCUCCGUCUUCCUGCAGAUCAGUAGUAUUGGGAAACUCGCUCUGAUGCUGCUCAUCCAGCUCACCUUCCUGCUGCUCAUGGAGUGGCCACAGGUGGCGCUGUUCGACAACGCAGACCUCUUUGUCACCUCCAACGCCAUUGAUUUAAAUGAAACUUAUUCUCAGUGGUCCAGUUUCAAUGAAACUACAACCCAGUGCCCGUAUGUUGUGACCAAAGUGUCGCUGAGGGUCAUGACCCCUGUGAUCCUCACUGUGUUCGUGUUGGCUCUGUACCUCCACGCGCAGCAGGUCGAGUCCACCGCCAGGCUCGACUUUCUCUGGAAACUACAGGCCACAGAGGAGAAGGAGGAGAUGGAGGAGCUUCAGGCCUAUAAUCGUCGUUUGCUUCACAACAUUUUGCCUAAAGACGUGGCGGCUCACUUUCUGGCCCGAGAGCGCAGGAAUGACGAGCUGUACUAUCAGUCAUGUGAGUGCGUCGCCGUCAUGUUCGCCUCCAUCAGUAACUUCUCCGAGUUUUACGUGGAGCUGGAGGCCAACAACGAGGGGGUGGAGUGUCUGCGGCUGCUCAAUGAGAUCAUUGCUGACUUCGAUGAGAUCAUCAGUGAGGAAAAGUACCGUCAGUUGGAGAAAAUAAAGACCAUUGGCUCAACGUACAUGGCUGCGUCUGGUCUGAAUGACUCCACAUAUGACAGAGAGGGGCGGUCCCACAUCACUGCACUGGCCGACUACGCCAUGAGGCUGAGGGAGCAGAUGAAGUAUAUCAACGAGCACUCCUUCAACAACUUUCAGAUGAAGAUAGGUCUGAACAUUGGGCCUGUGGUGGCCGGAGUCAUCGGUGCUCGGAAACCUCAGUACGAUAUUUGGGGAAACACAGUGAAUGUGGCCAGUCGCAUGGACAGCACAGGGGUCCCUGACCGCAUACAGGUGACCACAGACUUGUACCAGGUGCUGUCGGGUAAAGGCUACGUCCUGGAGUGCCGAGGGGUCGUGAAGGUCAAAGGUAAAGGGGAGAUGACAACCUACUUCCUGAACGAUGGACCUCCAAACAGUUAGCAGUCUCUGAAACCUGCUGCAAAGACUCUCUCUGAGCUUCACUUGAAUGGAGAGGACAGUCCAACGCUUGAGGCAUAAAAGUGUUCUUGACCAGACAAAGUGUUCUCUGCCACUUUGGGCCCACACACAUGGCGAAGGCCGCGUGUUUUUCUCAUGUCUAGCCUCUCUCUCAGGCUUCUCGAAAGAUGCAAAGUCUGUUUAUUUAAUACAAAGCCUUUAGCCUGUGUCAAACCAAGAUUUAAGCUGUACAUAAGGCUACUUUUUAUUUCGCCGUGUUAUUUUUCACAUUUUUUUCACAUGAAUUAUAAAGAGGUACUCCUAUUUAAUUUCUCACUUUAUUUAUUUUGAAUCUUAAUGUUUCGUGCAAAAGGUCCUUUAGGAAAAGUAUGGGUAGAUGCGUGCACAAAUAUCCAGUUACACGAUUUAAAGGUGUACGUACAUGCAUUUGUGUGAGUAUGAGUUAAUGUCUAAAAUGAGAAGGAGUUUAUCGACCAAAGACUUAAGUAUUACUAAAAGCAAAGAAAGACAUGCCUGAUAUGUUGUUUUAGUCAUUUUGUGGACAGCAGACUCAGCAACUACGAGCUGCUAGUGAAGUUAGCUUAUUUGUUUUCAAUAAAAUAUCAUUUCAGGUAACAUAGAGUUGUUUGCAUACAUUUUACUUGCCUUUUAUUAAGAGCUAGUUGAGCAGUGAUUUUUGUAUUUUCAAUUUCAGGGGAAAAGUUAACAAUUUGGUCCUCCUUAUUGUAAUUUUAUGUCAGAUUGGUUUUCUUAGAGCUAAUUGAGCAGCCAUUUUGAAGCUAUUUUUUUUUUUGUUUUUGACUCAUGUUGACUGCUCCUGCCAGUUCAAGCUAUAAAUCAUUGUAGGAUGGGUGAUCUAGUAGUGCAACAACUGGGAAGAGCUAAUAAUAACAAU